AUGACGUUCCGCUGAGAGUGGUUGUCUUCGUGCGGGUCUGAAUUGGCGUAAUAUUAUUGUGAGACAUUAAUUGUUUCCGAUUCUAUCCGCGGCCGUUCGCUAGUUUCUAGCAAUGGCGGACGAAGAUAAUAACUGUGACGAGGGCAGUGGUGAAUUGAAGGCGGGGCAGGCUUUCCGCUUACGAGGCCGAAAAGGUGCCCUGAAGAAGAAGAAUGUUUACUUGGUGAAGGAUCACAAGUUUAUGCCAAGAUUCUUCAAGCAGCCCACGUUCUGCUCCCACUGCAAGGAUUUCAUAUGGGGAUUUGGAAAACAAGGCUUUCAGUGUCAAGUAUGCAGUUUCGUGGUCCACAAAAGAUGCCACGAGUAUGUUACGUUUACGUGUCCCGGCGCAGACAAAGGGGCCGAUUCCGACGACACUCGUACCAGACACAACUUCAAGGCUUACACCUACUCUUCGCCAACAUUCUGCGAUCACUGCGGUUCGCUACUGUACGGCCUGCUCCAUCAGGGCCUCAAGUGUCAAGCAUGCGACAUGAACGUACACAAACGUUGCGAGGAGUCGGUGCCCAACCUGUGUGGUUGCGAUCACACCGAGCGACGCGGGCGCAUACAACUCACCGUCUCCUGCGUUGGGAACAAGCUUACCGUCGUCGUGAAGCAAGGCCGGAAUCUGAUACCGAUGGAUCCCAACGGUCUAUCAGACCCCUACGUGAAGCUCAAACUGAUUCCUGACUCUGACAAUGUCAAGAAAAAAACCAAGACAAUCCGCAGCUGCUUGAACCCGGAGUGGAAUGAAACACUUACCUUCGAUCUGAAACCUGAAGAUAAGGAUCGAAGACUUCUACUCGAGAUAUGGGAUUGGGAUCGUACCUCCCGUAACGACUUCAUGGGCUCUCUUUCCUUCGGUAUCUCUGAGUUGAUGAAAGCUCCUGCUGAUGGGUGGUUCAAGCUUCUUACACAAGAAGAAGGAGACUACUACAAUGUUCCCGUACCCGAAGAGGGAGCUGACUUAGCCCAACUCAAGAACCAAAUGAAAGCUACAAAUGUCGGCCAACGUAGACCUCCGCCCCCACCUGAUCGUGAGGUUCCUCAUAAUAUGGCGGCCGCUGAUGUCAUCAGAGCGACAGAUUUCAACUUUAUCAUGGUUCUUGGAAAAGGUUCCUUUGGAAAGGUCAUGUUAGCAGAACGGCGAGGUACCGACGAGUUGUACGCCAUCAAGAUCCUGAAGAAAGACAUAAUAAUACAAGAUGAUGAUGUAGAGUGUACAAUGGUGGAGAAGAGAGUACUGGCGCUCAGCAGUAAGCCUCCUUUCCUCGUGCAACUUCACUCCUGCUUCCAGACUAUGGAUCGUCUAUACUUUGUGAUGGAGUACGUGAACGGUGGGGAUCUCAUGUUCCAGAUACAACAGUGCGGGAAGUUUAAGGAACCCGUUGCUGUCUUCUACGCGGCGGAAAUCGCAAUUGGUCUCUUCUUCCUCCACUCCCGUGGGAUAAUAUACCGGGAUCUGAAACUUGACAAUGUCCUGCUCGAUCAGGACGGUCAUAUUAAAAUCGCCGAUUUCGGUAUGUGCAAAGAGGGCAUCACUGGUGACAAAACUACCAAGACCUUCUGUGGUACUCCGGAUUAUAUAGCACCAGAGAUCAUUUUAUACCAGCCGUAUGGAAAGUCGGUGGAUUGGUGGGCGUAUGGUGUCCUGUUGUACGAGAUGCUGGUGGGACAACCUCCAUUCGAUGGUGAGGAUGAAGAGGAACUGUUCGCGGCUAUCACUGAUAAUAGUGUGUCCUAUCCGAAGACUUUGAGCAAGGAGGCAAAAGAUGCAUGCAAAUCUUUCCUUACCAAGAUCCCUCAGAAGCGUUUGGGUUGCGGAAUGCGGGGCGAAGAAGAUGUGCGCACUCACCCAUUCUUCAGGCGAAUCGACUGGGCCAGGAUUGAGGCCAGGGAUGUGCAGCCACCUUUCAAGCCUAAGAUCAAACAUCGUAAGGACGUGUCUAACUUCGACAAGCAAUUCACGGCCGAAAAGACGGAGCUGACGCCAACAGACAAGCUCUUUAUGAUGAACCUCGAUCAGACUGAGUUUAUGGGUUUCUCCUUCCUUAACCCAGAGUACGUGCAGCACGUCUGAACUGGUGAAUGCCGCGCUUUGAAAUUCUUUACGUGACUGACGUAUUGGCCUUGAAAUCACCAACUGUCGUUCUCUGUCACUCAUGCGAUCCAUCGUAUAUCUGUCUCGCUCAUUUACAUUGGACGUCGAUCUUCAAUUUUCGAGUACUUCGAUUGCUCAUAUAUUUAUUUUUAAACGAGUGGUAUUAGUCAAGUAUUACAUACAUGACUUGGUUUCACCGGCCUCAAUGGUCUGAAGUCCCCGAAGACUUAGCCGGUGAAUAUUUAAUUAUGGCAAUAAUUUUGUUAAUUAAAGCAAUAUAGCUCUCUAAUUUACAUUCUUUCUUUUCCCACGUGCCAUUGAAAUAUUUAUUAUUCAUUAUUAUAAAAUAUUUCAUUAUUCAAUAGGAUUUAUAUAGGGUGUUUUAUCUUUAACAUCUCGGGGCCACUUGUCUUACGGUUUCAGAUAAUUUCAUGUCAUAUCCAUAUUUUUAAAUCUCACAUAUCAGUGUGUCGGAUAGUUUGUUUUUUGUUUUACUAACGGACUAGCGAUAUAGUUUUAAUUUGCUUGCUGAAACGAAUAACGGUCAUUGUGGUUACAAAAUAAAUUAAAUCCUGAACAUAAAAAUCAAUUGAAAACCAAAAUUUUGCAUUUAACAAUAAUCACAUUUUAAGUAAAGAUACACUACCUCGGUUACUGUCGAAAAGUAUUAAAAUUUUACGUGCAUUAUCAUAAAAUCUUAUUGAAUGCUGGCGUUCUAAUUAGCAAGAUAUAUUUUAUUUUUUAUCUAUGAUGUCAUCUAUAAACUAUAGACUAUUUGCAAUAUUACCAAAAAAUAAAUACGAACAAAAAAAUAUUACAAAUUGUAUAAUAAUACCGAUAUAAUAAACAGCUAAAUAUUAUGAAGAAAUGGAUAUAUACUAUAUAUAAUUUUGAUUUAUGAAAAAAAAUGCAUGAAAUAAAAAAUGAACGGUAUUUUUUCUGCAAAAAAUAGUAAAAAAAAUUAUGUGUUUAAAAUAUCGCUAGAUCCUAUUUAUAUCUCUUAGGAGAAUCUCGAGUUUAUUUUUGUAUUUUGGAGAUUUAUCGCAGCGCGACUGUUUAGAUUUAAGUUCAAAGUUUACGUUUGUUAUUUAAUUGUACGUGUGUCCAUUGCGCGAUUAUAUUCUAUUGACUAAUUUGUUAUAAGAUUUUAUUUGUAAAUAAUAUGAUCGCGUAGUGUUAAAUAAAUAGCCUUACUAACUUAAAAUAAUAAUAAAUAAAUAAAAAUAAAAUAAAACUCUCGCUAGAAUAAAUGUGAAUUUAAAAUUGGGAAGCAUUCGAUUCUAAAUUGAAUUAAUAAAUGACUAAGAUAGGUAAACAGAUGUUCUAAUACACAAAAGACGAUCAAAUUUAUUGGAUAGCUAUUGAGUAUUUGGACAUAUGCGUUAAUACUUUUAAGUCUUCUAAAAGGAUAUGCGGUUUGCAUAUUUUACUAACAGAUGAUAAUUUUAAUUGUCAUCAUUGUUUGUCUUCAUUAGUAUUUUGAGUUUUUAAUCAAUUUUCAACGUUGAUUUUUUAAACAACGGUUCUCUGUUAGUUAAAUAUUUACAAUUUGGCCUUCUAGAAGAUUUAGUACGUAGAUUUAAGGAACCUAGAAAAUAUUCUUUAAAAUGGCUUCGUGAUUUGUAUUAAGUUUUUCGUCGUAGAUCUAAACUCUGCGAUUCAUUUUCUUACUAAAUAUAUAUAUUAUACAAUUUUAUCAUACACUGAAACUCUAAUUUUAGCUCCAAUUUAACACCGAUAAAAAAAUAGCAAAAGCCAAAUUAUUCAGUAAAUUCUUAAAAAUAAAUUACUAUUUUAUAUACAUUCAUUUUUUUAUAAAACUUAAUUUUUUCUAUUUAUCACCGAUAUUAAUUCGUCUCUUUCUGUCAUUUUGUUUGCGCUGUGUUGAAAAGAGAUAGUUCAGUAGUAUAGUAAUAACAACAUGAUUUGCUUUGUUUGUAAUAUAGUAAUAAAAGAAAGUAAGAAAAUGAGUCACAAGUAGACGCAAAGCGUUUCCCCAAACAUCACUAAAAAUAUUUAAAAAAACGCACUUUAAAUACCAGAGUGUCAAUACAAAUUACUUUAGAAAAGUUAAAAAAAAUCGCACCUCAAGUCGUGUUUUCGAUAUUUAGACUCGCCUUCAUUAAACAUUUCUGCAAAAUACUAUUUCAAUGGCAGAAAAUACCUUACUUAUUGCUCUGUGUUUUAAACCUCAGAAAAUUGCGUCUAGAAGAUAAGAUCAAAGAUUAUUAAGAGAAGAGUUUACCUGAUCAUGAAUGGCUUAAAAAUUGAUAGAUAUUUGAAUCAUUACAAGCUUGUACUGUUCUACUAAUCUUGACCUUUUUCUAAAUAAUAUAACUUUGCGUAGAGUAUAAUUAAUAUAUCAACAUAUACAAUAUUAGUUCCUAUCAAAUACUCAGAUACAAAACUUUAGAUUGUCUUUGCUUAAAAAUAUAGAUAUCGAAUAUGUAAUACUAAAUAUCCAUGUUUUCCAAAUAGUGAGCAGCUCUCUCGGCACUGAGGCCUUCGCACGAACUUUACAAUUGUUUCGUCUUCGUCAAUAAAUAAUGUCAGAUUUCUACGAUUUGAUAGCGUCGAUUUUUCAAAUAUAGUUUUAUAGACUUAUUCCUGAUUCCGUUUAUUUCCAAAUGGUAUUCUAGUGCUUAUGUUCUUACUAUUGUUCGUCCUACGGUUCGUAUAUAAAUGAAAACUCUUGACAAAUCAUUAUGAUAUAAUAUAUUUAUAGUGGAUAUUAUCAAAGCCAUUAAAAACUAGUAUUGUGCUGCUGAGUAUUGAUUCUUCCCACAAAGCAUUGUAUUUUGAGAUUAUUCCUCUCUUAAGAAGUGAAAUAUUAUAUAUAAGAUCUCACUUGUAUAUAAGCACAAGGUUUUAUCAUCUUGCAUUUUAGCUAAAAUAUCCAAAAUACAAUAUACCAAGAGUAUGUGUUAUUUUCGUCAGAUUCAAUUAUAUUAUUUUCCAACGUGAACUUUAUUUAAAAUUGGGUCAUGUGUUCAAUAAGAAUAUAAGUUAUAUAUUUUUAAUUAUGUAUUAUCAAUAUUUAAAGAUAAGUUACCAUUCGAUGCUUGUCAAAUUUUCCAGUAUUUUUUAUAACCUUCAUAGGGAAAUAGGCCUAAAUAUCACCUUAUUAAAUUAAGCCCGUAGAUGAUACAGGAUUUUAGGUAUACAUUUUAUCUCGAUUUAUAUAUACAUUUUAAAUUUUAAGGCGUCGUAUUUUAUGUAUCACGUCGCCUGUGCCAAAAGUGUAACGUUUUCCCAAAAAUUAGUAUUAUCGUAUCGCUAAUGUUGCAUUUUUAAAUGUUCAGUGUUGCCAGUGUAAAAUACAAAGAAUAGAAUAACGUAAAUAUUUUCAAAAAAGUGUAUUUGAAUUUGCCAUCAAUCACGCCUGGAUCCAGAAAAAUAGCAGUAAAAAGUGAUUAACAGAACAUUCACAAUUUUUAAAACACUGGUAGCAUUUAACAAAUUAUUAUCACCUUUUUGAUAAUUAUUACCAUUGUUGCACCUUGGGUUAAAUUUGUAAAACUUAGUAGGUGAUUUCAAAUUUUGUCGACUGUUACGUAUUUUAAAUUACAUCAAAAUGAACUAUUACCACAGAAAAUAAAUCAAAUAUUUAAUAGGUCAAAUUUCCUUAUUGAAGAUAGCUAACAGUUCAGCAAAUUUUGAAGCCACCUGGCACUAGAUUAGUGUUCCUAUCUAGGACUCUUUUGACCAUGUUUCCGACAAUAUUAUAUAUUUUUAUGAAACUCUUGUGCCUGCCCACAUCUUUCCAUCUGUUACGCUUUGUUACUCUGUGAUAUCGUUCUUUGUAAACAAGAAAACGUUGUGCAAAUCGUCAACGUUUUUUCAAUUCAAUUUUCAAUCGUCAAUUCAGUUUUUUUACGAUUAUUUUUACUCUGCAAUAAUUUAUCGUACUUUUUUAUUUUUAUCUUAAUAAACAUGAUUGGUAUGAAAAAGUAAUAAUAAAUUGUAUGCUAUUUUUUUCAAAAAGUUAUUCUAAUUUAAGAUAAUUAUUUUUACUUCAAACUAACGGUUAAAACUUAGAUUCUGAAAAAAGGAAACGGUUUAAACUAUUAUUUGUAUUGUCUUGCAAAACUUUUUCUUGGUUGCAUAGUUCCAAUUGAUUAACUUAGUACCGCUUGUAGCGUUUGUACACUUGGAUUUGUGAAUGCGCAGGAUUUUCUAUUUUCGACCAAUAACGUCGUCUCGAGCUUACUAUUGGUUACAUUUCAAAUGAGAAUUCUGCGUAUAAAUAUUUUAUUCUAAUAAUUGAUAUUAUUAGCGUAGUAUUGGAUUUGUAGUAUUAAAUUCGUCAUUUUCAUGAAAUUGUCAUUUUAAUAACGGUUCGUUCGUCCGUACGCAUACGAAAGUGAAUUCAAUCGCUUGUUGUAUCUCAGGAUCGAUCAUUGGAUGUCUUCAGAAAUGUUUGUGGAAUCUUCUUGACUGUGACUGUGAAUUGUACUCAAUAAUUUAAAUUAAAUUUCUAAUCCAUUAGA
This is a messenger RNA of Pieris brassicae (large cabbage white), 6633 nucleotides long. RefSeq names its product protein kinase C, brain isozyme (gene Pkc53E). The record is from RefSeq and is a predicted model, not a curated record. Gene Ontology annotation, biological process: protein phosphorylation. NCBI's taxonomy places the organism in Eukaryota, Metazoa, Arthropoda, Insecta, Lepidoptera, Pieridae. Gene Ontology annotation, molecular function: diacylglycerol-dependent serine/threonine kinase activity; zinc ion binding; ATP binding. The coding region runs from base 113 to 2122 and encodes 669 amino acids. The transcript is spliced from 13 exons.